UUUUAUAGUUUGGAUUUCACCACAAUCGCCGAAAGGCGUGGAUUUCUUGCCCCAUUUCUGCAGGAAAUAUUCACAUCUGCCAUGCUGGGUCCGUAUUCUGUUCAGAGUUGGCUAGGUUUUACGUGGUAAACCAAAACUCGGAGGCUUUUCGGCAAUGCUUGGAAUUUCGUUACUCUGCUUUGUGGUUCAUUGCAUUAAGGUGCACGCCUAGUUCGCCUCUACGUGGUGCAUGAUGGCUAAUGCUAAAUGAACUAGCAACACUGGCGUUCAGACAAACCAAGAAAGGUUCUCUUGACCACGGAAGACACAAAACUGUAAACCAUGCUUUCUUUAGAAAAAUAUUUGUAGGUUACAAGUGGAUCGUAAAUAAACUGUCCUGUGAUGUACCGUUUCAUACCUCUCAGGGCCCUUAGGAAACCUAAAGAAGGACAACUGUGGUAUUGUCUUUUUGUUGUUGCUGCAUUUUAUUUCCCUACAGAUGCUCCCGUUUGUAAAAGUCGUUCUACAAAACAACAUAAACAAUUGCGGUUCGCAUGCGCUUUCACAAGAUCCCGGCGAACUUAACAGCAUAACUUGCUGGUCGCUUGGCGCGCUGCUAUUACAGUGGGUAGUAAAACAAGACGGAGUGUCCUCACUUCUGAGUUUUUGUUAACUUCUGAAAUCGUCGUGCCCUCCGGCUAUCGCCAGCUAUAUUUUCAUUCGUAUGAGAACUGUUUACAAUGUUAAGUGCAUGUAACUGACCGAUUUCUGCAAGUUAUGAUGAAGGAAUCUCUGCGGUACUGACAAUCUUUGAGAUUGAGGUUUCUUGUGGGUGUUCACGUUGUGAGUGUUUGUAAAUAUUUGGAGCAUGAUGAAUAAACAAACACUCCAGGGAUUCACAGCCAUUCCAGUUAAGUGUAGUGAAGAAUCUUCAGCAUCGCAUUGCAUUUUCUGGAAACAGCAUUCAAUCAGAGAGAAAUGUGACGAAAAGCCAGCAGAUCGAACACUUUUUAUCAUCAACGUACCCCCUUAUUGCACGGAGGAUAACUUCAAGAAACUGUUGGGAAUCUUUGGUCAUGUUGUUGCAGUAUUUUUUCAUAAGAGCCCGAAUGCUGGCUUACCGCCUAGAGAGGCCUCUCAGUUUUUCCACACUCAUGAUGAGGUUAAGGGUUUCAAGGUAGCUUAUGUUGUUUUUGAGACAGCAGUUGGUCUUCAGGAAGCAUUAUCUUGGGAUGCCACAGAGCCACUUAUAUUAUCAAGAAAGGAUGCGCCUCUGACUUGUGGAAUUAAGAAAUGGUGUUCAGAGUACAACAUGAGAAUUCCUGAUGUCGAUGCAAUGCAGAAGGAAAUAGAUGAUUUUAUGGAAAAAUUUGAUCACAAGAUGGCUGAAAAUACUAGGUUGGAAAAGCAAGCAAUGGAGGAAGAUGAUGAGGGAUGGGUUACUGUUACAAGGAAGGGAAAGAAACCAGGAUUUGCAAGAAAAGAAAGUAUAGAAAAGAAAAUCAUGAGCAAAGAAAAGCAAAAACGUUCAAAAAAGGAACUCUUAAAUUUUUAUACUUUCCAGAUCCGAGAGUCAAAGAUGAAACACUUAGCAAAAUUGAGACAAAAAUUUGAAGAAGAUAAGAAGCGAAUUAAUGUGUUAAAACAGUCGAGAAGAUUUAAACCUUUCUGAUGUUCAAAAAUUAUUUUGUGAAAAUUGUGAAUUUAGAAUAUAAUUUUUGAGAGUUACAGGGAUAUUUUUGUAGAUUGCAGUGGCGGAAAAUAACUUCAGUUUCAUUCUGCAAUUAUCUGCACCUUGUGUACUCACUGUACCUCUCGCUUUAAAGAACAGUUUUCAAUUUGCGUUCCCCAAGAAAGUGAAAUGCUAAUUACAGGAAGUUGUUUAAUAUUAGAGCUGUUAUGACGUAAGUUCUCUGUUAUGGCUGUGAAGACUCUAUCAUAUGUAUUGUUGCUUGAAACUGUAGUUACUUUGAAGUAAUUGGACAGACUGAUAUGAUGAUUUCCAUCAACAUCAACCUUAACAUCAUGUAAAAACGAUGAUGCAUUCAUAUUCCAGUCCCAAGCUGAAUACAGAAAAAGUUUAUACCUACACCUAUGCCUUAAUUUUUUAUUGCAUUCUUUUCAUGUUUAGAUGGUAUAUUUAGAGGUGUCCAGGCAAGUUCAAUAUUCCAUGUUAACAGACAGUAUUUUAACUGAUGACUCAAAUAUCAUUGACAGGUUUUUUUAGGAGAAGCAACAUUUUGUACCCCCAUUGCAAAAUGGGUUGGCUACUUUAUAGGCUUUUUAGACUAGUGCUAAAAAAAAGUCAUGUAAUCAGUACUGAAUUGUAGGAAGUGCUCCAAGAGCCAUUUGUUGUGAAUUCUCAAAACUGUUUCUCCAUUUGUGACGGCUUAAUAUUGUGUCCAGGUCUCAUACAAACUAUAAACCCUUGUUUACGAACAUUGUAGAUAGGAGGUACCUAUAUUAAAGUGAUAACAUUAGUAAGUUUGGUGAUUAAUGCACACAAUUUUUUCAAUAGUUUUAAGUUUUAUGAAAUUGACGAAAUUGUCCUCCUCCUGUCAGAUGCUGGCUGCUCUUGUGUAGGUGUGUAAGUUGUCAAGUCACACCAAAUAAUUCUGACAAGUCUCAGAACAUUUUUCUGUGUAUUAUAAGUCUGCAAUCACUGAUUAUCUGUUGUAGAAUAUUCUUCGCUUUGUAUAUACAGUAUUGUGGUUGUAUUUGCUUGGCCAUUGUGAUACUAAAUGUAAAAUAUCAAAAUACUUACACAGUAAUUGAUUCCAGAAAUUAAGUACUUGUGUUAGCUUCAGUAGUUAGUGUGAUCUUUCACAGAUGAAGCUGGAGGUGGCUGCUCAGAGAGUCAUGACCUGCAAGUUCUUGAUGAAAGACUGCUUUGGCUAGUGUGGGACUAACAAAGAAUUGUUUUUUAUUUAUAGAUUACUGCUUUUGUCUUCCCAUAAAACAGCUUCUGUGUUGUCACUGCUUUAUAAUAUCCUGUGCCUGUAAGAGAUAUCGCUAGAAAACAUUUGACCAUUGCUCCAUAAUAUCUGAGCAAAAAGAAAUUUCUUUUUAGUGAAUCAGUUCUUCCCAGAUAUUUUUAAGGAAAUAUUCACUCAAUUCAGUUAUAUAAAAUAAUAAUUUUGUAAAUUAAUAUGUAUUGCAAGCUGAAUUUAUGGUAUCACUGGUACCUAGUUUAUCAUGUGUUCACUCAGCUGAUCAGUGAUGUGUUGCUAUGAUGAAGUGUUUGCAAUUUUAGUGUCUCCAUUUUCUAAUGCUGCACAUAAAGAGAGAAUAUUCUAAUCAAAAUUCCUCUCAAAUGAUGCCUAGUUCUUAACACGCGCACGUAAAUAGUUGGUCUGAUUUGUAUCAUUACAGGAUUGUAUAACUACCUAUGGAUGUUUAUAUUUCAUUAGUCAGUACUUCAUGGUGGUAUUAAUUUCGCAACUUUUACCUUUUUAAUGCAGAUAUUGCAACAGUAUAUGGCUAAGUAUGACUUUCAUUUUUGUGUAUCUGUGUCUAUAAUUAUUAAAUUUAGAUGAUGUGAAAAUACUUUUAUUUAUACUUUGUGACAAAUGAAAAAGUUGGUACAGUGAUAAUAAGAGCCAUUUUGAAAUAAAAAAUUUCAAAUCGU
Schistocerca gregaria is the source of this 3607-nucleotide messenger RNA. Its product is annotated as ribosomal RNA-processing protein 7 homolog A. Gene Ontology annotation, cellular component: UTP-C complex; CURI complex. Bases 848 to 1651 code for a protein of 267 amino acids. Gene Ontology annotation, molecular function: nucleic acid binding. Gene Ontology annotation, biological process: ribosomal small subunit assembly; rRNA processing. The record is from RefSeq and is a predicted model, not a curated record. Lineage: Eukaryota; Metazoa; Arthropoda; Insecta; Orthoptera; Acrididae. The transcript is spliced from 6 exons.